Molecule: messenger RNA, 3497 nt
Organism: Benincasa hispida (wax gourd)
Lineage: Eukaryota; Viridiplantae; Streptophyta; Magnoliopsida; Cucurbitales; Cucurbitaceae
Gene: ALATS
Product: Alanyl-tRNA synthetase
Biological process (GO): alanyl-tRNA aminoacylation
Cellular component (GO): cytoplasm; chloroplast; mitochondrion
Molecular function (GO): ATP binding; nucleic acid binding; alanine-tRNA ligase activity
Source: RefSeq, a predicted model, not a curated record
UCGUGUAGGGCAAGGGGCAUAUAUAACGGGAAUCAAAGCUAUGACGUUUAAAACCCAAUUGAAUGAGAGGAUUUUCCAGGGUCAAGGGGGAACAAUUGAUCGCUACAUUUCUUAGCUCUACUGUUACUUCCCCUUCUCUCCUUUCCCCGCCGCCGCUAUCCAUUCGCUCUCUCACCGCUCAUCGUUCAAUUGGGGUUCAACUCUUCUUCAAUUUCCCACUGUCGGGUUGCUGUUCUUUAUCAUCUGCAUCAUCCGAGCCAUCGAUUCCUCCAUUUCCGCCGUCAUCUCUGUCACCAAUGCCAGGGGCCGGUUCUCAAGGAGUGGAAUGGCCGGCCGACCGCGUAAGGGACACCUUUUUUCGAUUCUUUGAGGAGAAGAAUCAUGUUUACUGGAAGUCUAGCCCCGUUGUGCCCGUAAACGACCCGACCCUUCUCUUUGCUAACGCGGGUAUGAAUCAGUACAAGCCCAUUUUCUUGGGCACUGCUGAUCCUAACACGUCUUUGAGUAAACUUACCCGAGCUUGUAAUACUCAGAAAUGUAUUCGUGCUGGUGGGAAACACAAUGAUCUUGAUGAUGUUGGAAAAGACACUUAUCACCAUACUUUCUUUGAGAUGCUUGGCAAUUGGUCAUUCGGGGAUUACUUUAAGAAGGAAGCCAUCACAUGGGCCUGGGAACUUCUUACACAGGUUUAUAAGCUUCCCACAGAUCGAAUUUAUGCCACCUACUUCGGUGGUGAUGAGAAAGCUGGUCUUGCACCUGAUACUGAGGCUAGAGACAUAUGGCUGAAGUUUUUACCUGCAGAACGUGUCUUACCUUUUGGCUGCAAAGACAACUUCUGGGAGAUGGGUGAUACUGGUCCUUGUGGACCAUGCACUGAAAUACAUUACGACAGGCUUGGUGGUCGUGAUGCUGCACGAUUGGUUAAUAAUGAUGACCCUACAUGCAUUGAGAUAUGGAACCUUGUUUUUAUUCAGUUCAACAGGGAAAAUGAUGGCUCCCUGAAAUCUCUCCCUGCCAAGCAUGUUGAUACUGGUAUGGGAUUUGAAAGACUGACUUCGGUGCUUCAGAACAAGCUGAGUAAUUAUGAUACCGAUGUGUUCAUGCCCAUCUUUGAUGCAAUCCAAAAGGCAACUGGAGCUCGGCCGUAUAGUGGAAAAGUUGGGCCAGAUGAUGUGGACAACAUGGACAUGGCUUACAGGGUUGUUGCUGAUCAUAUAAGAACUCUUUCAUUUGCUAUUGCUGAUGGGUCUUGUCCAGGUAACGAGGGGCGCGAGUAUGUUUUGAGACGUAUUCUUCGUCGUGCAGUUCGAUAUGGAAGCGAAGUUUUAAAAGCUCAAGAAGGAUUUUUUAACGGACUUGUGAGUACUGUGGUGAAAGUGAUGGGUGAUGUCUUCCCAGAGCUAAAACAACAUGAAGUGAGAAUUAGGGAGAUAAUUGCAGAGGAGGAAGCAAGUUUUGGGAAAACUUUACUAAAGGGAAUUGAGAAGUUUAAGAAGGCCGCUCAGGAUGUACAAGGGAAGAUAUUGAGUGGGCAGGAUGCUUUUAUCUUGUGGGAUACGUAUGGAUUUCCAUUAGAUUUGACUCAGUUGAUGGCGGAAGAGAGGGGUCUGCUAGUUGAUACUCAGGGUUUCAACAAUGCUAUGGAUGAGGCGAGGGAAAGAUCAAGAAGUGCUCAAAAUAAGCAAGCAGGUGGUACAAUUGCCAUGGAUGCUGAUGCUACAGCAGCAUUGCACAAGAAGGCAGUUGCUUCAACUGAUGACAAAUUCAAAUUUAUUUGGUUUAAGGACCAUGAAAGUGUGGUGAAAGCUAUCUACACUGGUUAUGAAUUUCUUGAAAGUGUAGACGCUGGUAAUGAAGUUGGUUUAGUUCUGGAAUCUACAAGCUUUUAUGCUGAGCAAGGUGGUCAGAUUUUUGAUACUGGAAUAAUUGAAGGUUCCUUUGGCUCAUUUGAAGUAUGUAAUGUUCAAAUAUUUGGAGGUUUCAUUGUUCAUAUUGGUUCAUUUAAUGGUGGGAGCGGCAGAAUUUCUCUGGGUGACAAAGUUGUUUGUAAGGUUGACUAUGAGCGGCGUAAGCUCAUUGCUCCUAACCAUACUUGUACACAUAUGUUGAAUUUUGCUCUUAGGGAAAUUCUUGGAAACCAUGUUGACCAGAAGGGGUCUAUCGUUCUUCCUGAAAAACUGCGAUUUGAUUUUUCUCAUGGCAAGCCAGUAGAUCCUGAUGAUUUGAGAAAAAUAGAAUCAAUUGUGAACAAACAAAUAGAAGAUGAAUUGGACGUAAAUGCUAAGGAGGUAACCCUUGCUGAAGCAAAGCGUAUUAAUGGGUUAAGGGCUGUAUUUGGAGAAGUCUAUCCUGAUCCAGUUAGAGUUGUUGCCAUUGGGAAAAAUGUCGAGGAACUCCUGGCUGAUCCAGAUAAUGAGAACUGGUUAUCCAUUUCUUCAGAGCUAUGUGGAGGGACCCAUAUAUCAAAUACACGGGAAGCAAAGGCAUUUGCCCUUCUAUCUGAAGAAGGAAUUGCUAAGGGGAUUCGAAGAAUUACUGCUGUUACUACCGAUUCUGCCUUUAAGGCAAUCGAGCAGGCUCAAUCACUUGAGCAGGAAGUUGACGCUGCUUUUAAUAUAGAUGGUAGCUUGCUGGAAAAGGUGGUUGCUUCAUUCAAAAACCGUGUCGAUUCAGCACCAAUUCCUGCUGCCAGAAAAGCACAAAUUAGGGCAAAGAUUGUCUUGCUCCAGAACGAAGUGAGGAAGGCUCAAAAGAAGCUGGCUGAAGAAAAUAUGCAGAAGGCCGUCAAAAUUGCCGUUGAAACAGCUGAAAUGGCUUCUUCAAAUGGUAGGGCCUUCUGUAUAUCCCAUGUCGAUGUUGGUUUGGAUGCAGCCGCUGUUCGUGAAGCAGUUGUUAAAGUUAUGGAGCAAAAGGGCAUAUCCGCAAUGGUUUUCAGCACCGAUGAAACCACAAAGAAGGUUGUGGUUUGUGCCGGGGUUCCCACGAAAGGGAACCAAGGGAAGCAAUUAGAGGUAUCAGAAUGGUUGACAACAGCCUUGCAGCCUUUAAAAGGAAGAUGCGGGAAGGGGAAAGGUGGUCUCGCUACAGGCCAGGGAAUUGAUGCAUCUCAAAUAAAGGAGGCAAUGGAUCUUGCUACAUCUUUUGCAUCAUUGAAAUUGAACCAAUGAAAGUUAGAUUCAUGAAGUCUCAUUCAGAGGAGUUCUGCUAUUCUGUUCUGUCAUUAGUUGGGCUAACCUUAUGGAAAACCACAUAUCUCAAGUUUGAGAAUUAACUGUCAAAAUAUUUGCACAAGCUGUCUUCCACAAUGAUCACAGGUUUCUUUUUCAUCUCUUUUCUGGGGUGUGGGGAUUGUUUCCUCUAUUUUUCUCUUCUACUCGCACAAAUACUAGUUGGAUGUCCAAAGGAAUCGAUAUGAUUCAUACUACAAUUUGAAGUACUAGAAGUUGUAAAGCAUUGUCAUUAGACUCAUUACUAAAUGCCAUAAUGGCAAUUUAAAA